AUGGCGUCUCUCGCAACCACCCUUGGCCUCCGCGCUCCUUCUUUACCCAAUGUCACGGUUCCCAGUUAUGCUCCUGCCUUUUUGAGCUUCCACUUCGUCUUUGCGUACUGCGUUCUUGCCCCUCGUCACUUCAAACAAAUAUUCGGCAUCGACCACAAUGUUUCACCGAGGGAGGAUCUAGUCAAGUACGGCGAUGCAGUGGUGAAGUCGGGCAAAAUCACUCAGAAGCAGCUCGAAAUGAUGAAGCGUAAUGAGUCCGCGCACGCCAACGCCAUCGAGAACUAUAUCUUAUUCGUCGGGGCAGUAAGUUUUGCAACUUUCGCAGGAGUUGAGAGGGAGCUGGUGAACCGUGCAGGACUUGUAUACACGAUUGCGAGAGUUUCAUAUGGAUUCAUCUUUAUUUUCGUUGAUCAGACAUUUUGGAGUUUGUUCAGAAGUGCUGCAUGGUGGGUGGGGAAUAUAAGCUGUCUUUGGUUGCUUCGUAGAGCCGGGAAAAAGCUGAACAUGGCUUGA
Messenger RNA from Mollisia scopiformis, 513 nucleotides. RefSeq lists its product as uncharacterized. Gene Ontology annotation, cellular component: membrane. The coding region runs from base 1 to 513 and encodes 170 amino acids. The transcript has a single exon. The record is from RefSeq and is a predicted model, not a curated record. Lineage: Eukaryota; Fungi; Ascomycota; Leotiomycetes; Helotiales; Mollisiaceae.